AUGAGGUGGGAUGCCAGACAUAGAUGCGAUUGUGGAGAAACCGGAGGAAGUGGGGAUGGUGGAAGCGGCAGUGGAAGUGGGGUAGGUGGCGGUGCUGUCGGUGAAGGAGAGAAAGAUGGUGGAGGUGGAGAUGUCUGGAGCGUUCGAGAUGUGAGCAGCGUCGGCGCCGGCCGCCAGACGGUGCUGCUCGGCGCCGUGAGGCGGGAUCGAGCGGCGACCGGCGGCGGGGCCGGGUGUGGUGUGGAGGGGAGGGGAGGGGGAGAGGAGGGGGCUGGCGGAGGGCUGUUCUCGCCAGUCGCGCGCGGACCGUUGCGGCCGCCUGAGAGCGCACCGAUCGCGGCGCGUUGCGGCUCUCCUCCGCCGGCGGACCGCCCGCCCACCAUCAGCUCACCACCAGCUCACCACCCGGCGCCACUCGUGCGGUGCGGGGGGACCGGUGGUCGUCUGUGGUCUCCUCGCCCGCCCUGCUUCCUACUACUGCUGCUGCUCUUCCUCUCGAGCUUCCGGUCCGUGCUGCUGGAAGCUGAACGCGCGAGCAAGUGUGAUUUAGUGUGUUUAAAUCUUGUGAGUACUUGUGUUGGUUAG
Gryllus bimaculatus (two-spotted cricket) is the source of this 585-nucleotide messenger RNA. NCBI's taxonomy places the organism in Eukaryota, Metazoa, Arthropoda, Insecta, Orthoptera, Gryllidae. The record is from the annotation of a GenBank genome assembly.